Molecule: messenger RNA, 1076 nt
Organism: Marmota flaviventris (yellow-bellied marmot)
Lineage: Eukaryota; Metazoa; Chordata; Mammalia; Rodentia; Sciuridae
Product: thioredoxin domain-containing protein 12
Cellular component (GO): endoplasmic reticulum
Source: RefSeq, a predicted model, not a curated record
CUAGCACCAUGGAGAUGUGGCCUCGUCUCGGGGCCACCUGUUUGCUGGGCUUCAGUUUCCUGCUCCUGAUCACCUCUUCUGACGGACACAUUGGGCUUGGAAAGGGUUUUGGUGAUCAUAUUCACUGGAGAACACUAGAAGAUGGGAAGAGAGAAGCAGCAGCCAGUGGAUUGCCUAUUAUGGUGAUUAUCCAUAAGUCUUGGUGUGGAGCUUGCAAAGCUUUAAAGCCCAAAUUUGCAGAAUCUACAGAAAUUUCUGAACUUUCCCAUAAUUUUGUUAUGGUAAAUCUUGAGGAUGAAGAAGAACCCAAGGAUGAAGAUUUCAGCCCUGAUGGGGGUUAUAUUCCACGAAUUCUUUUCUUGGAUCCUAGUGGCAAGGUGCAUCCUGAAAUCAUCAAUGAGAAUGGAAACCCCAGCUACAAGUAUUUCUACAUCAAUGCUGAGCAAGUUGUUCAGGGGAUGAAGGAAGCUCAGGAAAGACUGACAGGUGAUGCCUUCAGAGAAAAACAUCUUGAAGAUGAAUUGUAACACAGAUAUAUCCCUUCCUUCAUUAAAAAUAGUGUUCUGGAAGGAAAGCAGCAGAGGAGAGAAUAUUGAGGAAUUGCCCAAAACAAUUAAACUGACCAGGAAACCUUUUUUCUUCCUACACUGGAAGGAGCUCUCUCACUGUGGAAGAGAUCUGUUAAAAGAAGCUGGUCUGAUUGUUUGUGGAUCCAGCAGUGUGGCAGACUUGCUUCUUUUGCUCCCUGUCACCUAAAUGUCCAUCUGUCUUUGAAUGUAAAGAAUGAAACCUGACACAGAACUUGAGCCACUUGGAGGUUAAUACCUCACUUACACUUCAGUAUUUUGAGUCUUUUCCCAUUUCCUCCUGCUUUACUCACCUUAGUGGUGAAAGAGACAAGUAGCAUCUUUUCUACAAUGUUAAAAUGGCCGGAAUAGCAAUUUUUAAGAAAACAGUAAAUCCUAAAUGUAAAUCAGUAAUUCUAUCCCCUGUCAAGGAGACCAGCCUGUUUUUUUGUCUUUUUCUCCUGGGAAUAAUCUUGGGCUUCUUCCUGAAUCUCUGCAUCCUCCUUCCUC